AUGACCUUUUGCAGCAGCGUCAUCCUCGGCCAGCCCGAGAUCGCGGCCAUCGUCUUUGGCUACCAGGAUGGACUCUACGAAGACUCCUUUCGCCAAACGUUCGCGCCGAACGAUGUGUGGUCGGACGACUUCGGGCACAUUCGCCCUCGAUUGUAUGCGCUGCACGAAAACGAGCUCGACGCGCGUCUGCCGCUGCAUGACCGCCUCGAGAUCGCCGAGCCGCUACUCGACACGAUCUACCUCCUCGACAACAUCAGCUUUCUUCUGGACACGCUUGCGCUGCCCGGUCGCCGCCACAAGACGACGCUCCACAUUUGA
Saprolegnia parasitica CBS 223.65 is the source of this 318-nucleotide messenger RNA. RefSeq lists its product as hypothetical. The transcript has 3 exons. NCBI's taxonomy places the organism in Eukaryota, Oomycota, Saprolegniomycetes, Saprolegniales, Saprolegniaceae. The coding region runs from base 1 to 318 and encodes 105 amino acids. The record is from RefSeq and is a predicted model, not a curated record.